Eurytemora carolleeae is the source of this 1647-nucleotide messenger RNA. Its product is annotated as galactosylceramide sulfotransferase. Gene Ontology annotation, molecular function: galactosylceramide sulfotransferase activity. Gene Ontology annotation, cellular component: membrane. The transcript is spliced from 22 exons. Bases 79 to 1413 code for a protein of 444 amino acids. The record is from RefSeq and is a predicted model, not a curated record. Gene Ontology annotation, biological process: glycolipid biosynthetic process. NCBI's taxonomy places the organism in Eukaryota, Metazoa, Arthropoda, Copepoda, Calanoida, Temoridae.
AAAUUAAUCAGUUUAUUCAUCAAUGAAUUGUUCAUUUAUUGAUGCAAGAAUCGAUAAAAAAGAUUUUCAGAAAUUAAAAUGAAAUUAAGGCGGCCAUUUCAGAAGCUGUUCAUGAACUCGUUCACAUCAGAAAAGAAAUGUGUCUGCUAUAUUUGGAUGUUUUGUUUAAUGAUCACUGGAAUAUUUUCAUUUUCUGUCCAGGUUUGGAACAAUUCGGCUAACUACACAAGAAACCAGCAACAGGUUGCAGAUGAUCUUGUAAAUUGCACGAAGUCAAAUUCAUGUAAGCAAAAGAUUCAGAAUGUUAUGGAAACUGCUUGUAAACCAGCUUCUAAAAUUGCCUUUGCAAAAGUUCAUAAGACAGGGAGCUCUACUCUGCAAAAUAUAUUACUUAGGAAUGGUUUGGAAAAUGAUUUAAAUUUUGCUUUGCCCGAAUCCUCCUGGAUGUUUAACUCCAAAAAACCAUUUGAUAUUAUCGAAGUUUCGAGUCUUCCAUGGGCUCAUCUUGGAUUUGAUUUAUUCAUUUUUCAUAGUAUCUGGAACUAUGAUGAAGUAAAGAAAAUUUUACCUUCUGCUAUAUACAUCACAAUUCUAAGGAACCCAGUUGAUUGUUAUGAAUCUAAUUAUGUUUACAUGAACUUAAAGAAUAUUUUUAAAAUGGACAUUAAUGAGUUUGCCAAGAGAAAGGCUUCAAGAAAUGUUAGUAGAAACUUGAAACUCCCAAUAGGGAAAAAUCAACAGCUGUUUGAUCUUGGAGUUCCACGUGACAGCUUAGAAAACAAUGCUUUAGUUAAAGAAAAGAUAAAGGAGUUUGACAAACAGUUUGAUUUAGUUUUGAUCGCUGAACACUUUGACGAGGGAUUAGUGCUUCUAGCAGACAAACUUUGCUGGGAUUUAAGGGAUGUAAGGUAUUUAAGACAGAAUGCUAGAAAACUGGAAUUUGUUUCCGACAUUUCUUCAGAAUCUCGGAGUAUGCUUAGUAAUUGGCUGUGGGCUGACUCUCUUCUUUACCAACAUUUUCUGUCUAAAUUCAAUACAGAAGUAUCAAGGUUUGGCAAGGAAAAGUUGGAAGUUGAAGUUGAGCGUCUACGAUCCAUGAACAAGGUGUUGGAACAAGAAUGUGUUCUUGAGGUCGCUGAUAAUACUAAACUUGGAUCAGAAUACAGAAUGGCUGCACCGACAGUAGAAGGAUAUGUUAUAGAUGAAACUAAACCUUGGUGUCCCAAGUUUGGUUUUAGUGAACCAUAUUUCUACGAGCUGGUCAAACAGAAAAUGUAUAAAAGGACUGACAAUUCUUUAAAUCCUAUAACCAAGAAGAUGGGAUUUGCUAGUUUAUCAUCGCAGGUGAAACAGAACCAACAAGAAAAACAGCAAAUAUCGACGAAAACAAAAAUGAAGAAAAUACGACUAUAACAACAGAAGACAACAAAGAUAGACUAAUGAAGAGUAGAAAUUAAAGCUAGCAUUAAGAAUUUGAAAGAAAUGGAUAAAUAGCUUUAAUUCCAUAGCUAAUAGGAGGCAGUGAUUUUUAUUACUGAAAAAUUUUGUUUAGCUGUCUUUGAUAUAACGUUUUUUAUUCAGUUAAUUGAUGAAUUUGAUCACACAUUUUCUUUUACGUUUUUGUAAAUAAAGAAAGUUUUCAUUUAA